GCCAGGAUAUUCCUGAAUGAACGGCUCGCUCCUCACCCCACACCUCCGCCCGGCUCCCGCCUCCCUCCCGCCACUCGCCGGUGUCUCUUCGAGGCGCAGCCAGUUUCUAUAGCGACGGCGCUGAGCCGCGGCUCUUCCGAGUAGUAACAAAGCCGGCCGCCCGCUGCCGCGCCGGGGCUGCGGGGGGAAGCGCCUGCCGCUCCCGAGGACACCCCGACAGGACAAAGAGAGUACAGAAAGCAUACCAACGAUGAAUCAUCUGUUUUUGUUAUCAGUCAUUCAGACCCUUUGGUGAUGGAUGGGUGAAUAGAUUGAGCCUAGAGCUCUAAGCCAGCUUGGCAGCUGGCAGUUUUUGCCCAUGUGGAGAAGAAAAGGCAUUUCUUGUGUUCCCUGCAACUGAACCUUUCCAAGAAGUUCUUUUUCAUGGAAAAAGUCUGAAAACCAUCUGAAGAAAUGACCACUCAGCUACCAGAGGAGUCCGUGGAGAACCAGAGCUCAGAUGAGCUUGAGUGCAAGAUCUGUUACAACCGCUACAACCUGAGGCAGAGAAAACCCAAAGUGCUGGAGUGCUGUCACAGAGUGUGUGCCAAAUGCCUUUGCAAGAUCAUAGACUUCGGUGAUUCCCCACAAGGAGUCAUAGUGUGCCCGUUCUGCAGGUUUGAAACAUGCCUGCCAGACGAUGAGGUUAGUAGUCUUCCUGAUGACAACAACAUCCUUCUGAAUUUAGCUUGUGGGGGAAAGGGAAAGAAGUGCCUACCAGACAACCCAACAGAACUGUUGUUGACUCCCAAAAGGCUGGCAUCUCUGGUUAGCCCUUCUCACACCUCUUCUAAUUGCCUGGUUAUAACAAUCAUGGAAGUACAAAGAGAAAGUCCCCAGACUCUGAACUCAACCCCCGUGGUGGAAUUUUACAGGCCUACAAGUUUUGACUCUGUUGCAACUGUGUCUCACAACUGGACAGUGUGGAACUGCACAUCUUUGCUCUUCCAGACCUCGAUUCGGGUGCUAGUGUGGUUGCUAGGGCUGCUGUACUUUAGCUCCUUGCCUUUAGGGAUUUAUUUAUUGGUAUCCAAGAAAGUCACCCUUGGGGUUGUCUUUGUAAGCCUUGUUCCUUCGAGCCUUGUUAUUCUCAUGAUUUAUGGCUUUUGCCAGUGUGUUUGCCAUGAAGUUCUAGACUGCAUGUCAUCUUGAUAACAAAUACAGUAAAAAAAGGUGUAUUACCAGACGUGUAGCAUAGUUGAUUUAUCCUGUUUUUGUAUUCUUUGUAUUCUUAUUUAUUAUUAUUGUCCAUCCCACUAAAUGGAAGCAGUGGCCCUAGUUACAUGGUCCCUUUUUUUCCAACUGA
Molecule: messenger RNA, 1345 nt
Organism: Onychostruthus taczanowskii (white-rumped snowfinch)
Lineage: Eukaryota; Metazoa; Chordata; Aves; Passeriformes; Passeridae
Gene: RNF182
Product: ring finger protein 182
Exons: 4
Coding region: 454-1191 (245 amino acids)
Source: RefSeq, a predicted model, not a curated record